This is a messenger RNA of Arachis duranensis, 1734 nucleotides long. Its product is annotated as protein ASPARTIC PROTEASE IN GUARD CELL 1. The record is from RefSeq and is a predicted model, not a curated record. Gene Ontology annotation, molecular function: aspartic-type endopeptidase activity. The coding region runs from base 233 to 1666 and encodes 477 amino acids. The transcript has a single exon. Gene Ontology annotation, biological process: proteolysis. NCBI's taxonomy places the organism in Eukaryota, Viridiplantae, Streptophyta, Magnoliopsida, Fabales, Fabaceae.
GUUAUGAAAUUAGCAUUGCUAUUAUGUUAAUAUCAGUUGCCAAGCUUCCCCUUAACCAAAACAUCCAACACCCACGCAUCCAAAGUUUCUUUAUUUGCUCACUCUUUUAACCUUUAUCUGCUUCAUGAUAAUGCCCGUAAAUGCUUCUUCUUUACACUUCCACCACCUCAAAGUUUCGUAAAUAAGAACCCACCCAAAGUCCUCGCUACAUGUACAAUUGUACACGCCUACAAUGGCACCUCUCUUACUCCUUUUCUUUAUCUUCUUCGCCUCUUCUUCUCCACUAACACACUCUCGAACCAGGCCCCUCAAAACGACAACGCUCGACGUCGCUUCAUCCCUUCAGAAAACCACCCGUAAUGGCCCCACUUCAUACUCCCUAAAAACACAACCUUCAGAAUCUACACUCUCCCUUCAACUCCUUUCUCGCGCUUCAAUUCAAAAGCACCACUCAUACACGAACAACUACAAGUUAUUCACACUCUCAUUACUCGAGCGCGACUCAGCCCGAGUCAAGGUCAUAGAAACUCGCCUAGAUCUCGCUCUGAAACGAGUUUCGCGCACGGAUCUUCACCCGGCCGAGUCGAUGACCGAGUUAGACCCGGAGGAAAUGCAAGGACCGUUGAUAUCCGGAACGAGUCAAGGAAGCGGCGAGUACUUCGUUCGAGUCGGAAUCGGUAACCCGCCAAGUCAAGCUUACCUGGUCAUCGACACGGGCAGCGACGUAAGCUGGAUCCAGUGCGCACCUUGCGCCGACUGCUAUGACCAAGCUGAUCCAAUAUUCCAGCCGGAUUCAUCGGCUUCCUAUGCACCAAUCCCCUGCGCCGCGGCGCAGUGCAAGUCCCUAGACCUCUCCGAGUGCCGUAACGGAACCUGCCUCUACGAGGUUUCUUAUGGCGACGGUUCUUUCACAGUCGGCGACUUCGCGACGGAGACCAUUACGCUCGGCUCCGUUUCAGUUCCCAAUGUCGCCAUCGGCUGCGGCCACAACAACGAAGGCUUGUUCGUCGGAGCUGCUGGCUUGCUCGGCCUCGGAGGCGGCCCGUUGUCUUUCCCGGCUCAGCUCAACGCCACUUCAUUUUCCUACUGUCUCGUGGACCGCGAUUCUGACCAUGCUUCAACUCUCGAGUUUCACUCGGCAUUAUCUCAUUACGCCGUCACGGCGCCUUUACGGCGGAACAAGGAGAUGAACACAUUCUAUUAUGUUGGACUGACCGGAAUUGGUGUGGGCGGUGAGGUACUUCCUAUUCCGGAGGCGAGUUUCGAGGUGGAUAGCACCGGCGCCGGAGGUGUUAUUGUGGAUUCUGGCACGGCUGUGACGAGGUUAAAAGAGGAGGUGUACGACGUUCUGAGGGAUGCGUUUCUGAGCGGGACAAAAGGGUUGCAGAGGGCGAACGGCGUGGCGUUGUUUGAUACUUGCUACGACUUGUCGUCUAAGUCGAGCGUUGAGGUUCCGACGGUGUCGUUUCAUUUUCCUGGGGGGAGGGAGUUACCGUUACCGGCAAAGAAUUACCUGAUACCGGUUGACUCGGUGGGGACGUUCUGCUUUGCCUUCGCCCCCACUACGUCUUCCUUGUCGAUAAUUGGGAAUGUUCAGCAGCAAGGGACACGUGUCGGUUUCGAUGUCGCUAACUGGGUCGUUGGAUUCUCUGUCGAUAGCUGCUAGUCGUAGAUGGAUUAUGCCUGUGCAAAUUUUAAUUUAACUAUUUAAUUUAAUAUUCUCUGUUGUUAUUA